AUGGAUGACGCCUGGCAGUCUCAAGAUAUCGCGCCCUCCAACGGUGCCGUCGGCAUUAGCAUUCCUACCCACGAUACCGCCCUCAAUGGGAAUAAUGGUCUUCCUGGCGACGAACAGAGCUGGAAUGGCGGCGGUCGUUCACCUGGCAGAGACCGCGGAGGUGAGCCGCCAAGAAGAUCCAGCAGAAGCAAAAGUCCUGGGGCUCGGGACUCGGAGAGAGGUCGCGGUGGCGAUGGUAGACACAAUCCCGGAAACAACCUCCACGUAUCUGGCCUAAGUCACAAGGUCGAUACUCGGGAUCUCGAGCAGGCAUUUGCUAAAAUUGGCCGCGUUAAAAAGGCUUCCGUCAUGUAUGAUCCUCAUACACGGGAAUCUCGUGGAUUUGGGUUUGUGACCAUGGAAACUGGUGAAGAAGCAGACGCUGCCAUCACUGCUCUCAAUGCCACAGAUCUCAUGGGGAAGACUAUGAAUGUGGAAAAGGCUCGUCGAGGACGGGCAAGGACGCCUACACCUGGCAGGUAUUAUGGUCCUCCCAAGCGUCAUGACAACGAACGUCCCUAUGAUCCUCGUCCUUACGAUAGCCGCUACUCGAGAGAUUAUGAAGACCGCCGUCGUGGUGGUGGUGGCGGCGGCGGUGGCGGUGGACGUUACGAUGAUUAUCGAGGCGGAGGGGGAGGCGGCAGAGACUACGACCGUGGUUUCAGGGAUUACGACAGAGGUGGCGACAGAGGCGGCUAUAGCCGUGACUACGACCGAGGGCGGUAUGACGACAGACGAUACUGAUCAACAUUUCACGCACUUCGAAAAUGGUCUCGAAAAUGGACGCUGUUUCUUCUUCUCCAAGUUGCGCGUCCGGAGCCAGCUGUAUGUAUUCCUUAAAUUUGCAUAUAUUGAUGUCUCUGCUCGCCUAUGAUUUAUUAUGGUAAUAUGUCGGUUUUUCUCUUAGUCUUGGUCCUUGUGUCAUCUAUGUGCAAUUCAAGUGGAUUGAACAUUCA
This is a messenger RNA of Serpula lacrymans var. lacrymans S7.9, 995 nucleotides long. RefSeq lists its product as uncharacterized. NCBI's taxonomy places the organism in Eukaryota, Fungi, Basidiomycota, Agaricomycetes, Boletales, Serpulaceae. Bases 1 to 783 code for a protein of 260 amino acids. Gene Ontology annotation, molecular function: RNA binding. The transcript is spliced from 6 exons. The record is from RefSeq and is a predicted model, not a curated record.